AUAAUAUGCAUAUAUGUUUUGUAUAUGUUUUUAUGCAGGUAUGAUGAGUUGGAUACCUCCCUGAAAAAUGAUCUCAGUGAAAUUCUUAGAAAGAGUAAAUCAAUUGUAGGACCCACUACAAGAUUUAUACUCAACACAAUGGUCGUAGCUGACACAGAGUUAAUAAGGAAAGAGAUAAUUGGAGAAAAAAAUGACAAACAUAGUAAGGUCGUACUGAUGGUUGGAGAAACAGGAUCAGGGAAGACCAGUCUAAUCAAUGCAAUGAUCAAUUACAUCCUGGGUAUCAGAUGGGAACACAAGAUUUGGCUGGAGGCAGCUGAGGCAUAUGAAAACCAAACUGAGUCUCAGACAACAGCAGUUACUGUUUAUGAGGUUUAUGCAAAGGGCAGUCCAUUCUCUCUCACUGUUAUCGACACACCUGGGCAGGGUGACACACGUGGCCUUGACAAAGACAAACUCAUUCCUGAAACUUUGCAGCUGUUGUUCAGGUCUGAGGACGGCCUUCAUGAAAUUGAUGUAGUGUGUCUCGUGCUAAAGGCAACAGAUGCUCGCCUCCAUGAAAGACAGCUGUAUAUUUUGGAUGAAGUUCUGUCAUUAUUUGGAAAGGAUAUAGAAAAACACAUCACUAUACUCAUCACAAAUGCUAAUAAAACUGUUCCAAAAAAACCCCUUGAAUGCAUCAAAAAAGCCAAUCAAAAUUCCAUGUGCAAAAACAACGAAUAAUCAUCAUCUG
Messenger RNA from Sinocyclocheilus rhinocerous, 733 nucleotides. RefSeq lists its product as uncharacterized. The record is from RefSeq and is a predicted model, not a curated record. The transcript has a single exon. Gene Ontology annotation, molecular function: ATP hydrolysis activity; GTP binding. NCBI's taxonomy places the organism in Eukaryota, Metazoa, Chordata, Actinopteri, Cypriniformes, Cyprinidae. The coding region runs from base 25 to 723 and encodes 232 amino acids.